Molecule: messenger RNA, 2496 nt
Organism: Helobdella robusta
Lineage: Eukaryota; Metazoa; Annelida; Clitellata; Rhynchobdellida; Glossiphoniidae
Exons: 12
Coding region: 1-2496 (831 amino acids)
Biological process (GO): positive regulation of DNA-templated transcription
Cellular component (GO): SWI/SNF complex
Source: RefSeq, a predicted model, not a curated record
AUGAAGCAGAAAGUAACAUCAUCAAACGCCCGGCUUUCGAGAACCAAGGCAUCUUCAGCAUCAACAAAGACUGCAGUUGCAGCAACAGCAGCAGACGUAGUGGCGGCAGCAACGACAGCGAAUAAAAAUGGUGCCACGUGUCCAGAUUGUCUCAUGAUACUUGUCAAACUUGCCAAUGAUGAGAAAGAUGUAAGCACGAAAGUGGCCAAGUGUAAGUUGCGCGAAUGCAUGAAAAUGUUCAACGAGUACGCCAAGAACGAUCACAGCAACCGAAGCGACAACAAUUAUUAUUACGCUGCUGCUACUACUGCUGCUGCUGAUGUCGAUGAUGCUGCUGGUGUGGCUGCUGCUGCUGCCGACACUGAUGAUGUGGAUUGUGUGGCCGCUUGCAAAAGCUCAGAUGGAAGUGAUAGAAAGGGGAAUUGUACGUCAUCUUCAUCGUCGUCAUCAUCGUUGCCACUACCGAAAGCAUCUGGAGUAAUGGCUCCACCUUGCAAGACUUCUCACUCCAACUCUAAAGAUGAUCAGAUGAGUCGCCCACACGCUGUCAAAAUGUCGCAAAAGAACUCCAACCUCAACGACACUAAAACACAACAACUGCAGCCGCAACAACGUCAACAACAUAAAAAGUCGCAAAAAUGCUGCAUCUACAACGACGCCAGACAGCAACAGCAACAAGAGCCACCACCACUUAUACAGGAACAGCAGCAGCAACUACCACAAGAUCAGUUGCAGCAAACACCGCAACAACAACCUCAGGAGCAGCAAGAAAUUGAACCGCCACAACAACCACAAAAUAAAGAAUCACAACCACUUCCACAGAAACAUCGUCAUCGACAUCAUGGUCAUCAGCAACAUCAGCAACAACCUUAUAAACACAACCAAAACAAACUUGACGACAAAAAAAUUUGUGAAAUUUUACUGAAAGAAAAAUUAAAAAAGUUAUUGCAAGAUGAAUCAUGCAGACACGAGAUGGCCUUACCCAAAAAUAAUGACCUCGAUGGAGUCGUUGAUGAUCAAGUCUGCAGAACCAGGUCAAACAUUAAAAAGAAGUUGAUGAUGAUGAAAAUGAGGAUGAAGAAGAAGAAGUUGAUGAUGAUGAAGAUGAGGAUGAAGAAGAAGAAGUUGAUGAUGAUGAAGAUGAGGAUGAAGAAGAAGAAGUUGAUGAUGAUGAAGAUGAGUGAAUGCUUCAACGAUGAUUAUGCCGGUAAAGUGAAUGAUCUGCUGGCGAACUCGGUUGAAACAUCUGUUGGUGCACCGACACCAGAGUUAAUGAAGAGAUUGCAGAAAUAUCUCAUAUACGUGUAUGAUGUUUCUCUCAAGUUUAACUUCACGGUUGGCAUGCUUGCUUGCCGCUGUGUCAUUAUAGAUGCUGAUAUCGUGAAUGAUGAUGACGACGAUGAUGAUGACGGCGAUGAACGAAACAUGACAGAUCCUCUCAUAAGAAAUGAUUCGUCGACAUGUUGUGGCGCGGCGGGGCGACAGCCAACCAUGUAUGAGGUCUCAAGGAAGUGUCGAAUGCUGACCAAACCACAACCUUUCCAGUAUCUUUCCCAAUUCUCAAAACAACCACAACCUCGCCAACUACAGCACCCACGACCAAAGCAACGAAAACAGCAAAGCCGGAUGCAAAAAUUUAAUUGCUUAAAUCACCGCCCGAAAAUUUGUUUGCCAGACAAAAAAGUCCUUGACAACUAUUGCAAACAUCAAAAGAAGAUUGACAUCAAGUUGAAAGACAUCAAGAAGGACACCGAAAUAAAAGCAAUGCGCGCCAGCAAGCAAGAUCAGUUGCAUUGGCGGGAGAUGGAGCGAGACGAGAAGAUUAACAAAAUACGGAAGGACAGACGUCUGAAUCAGUUGCGUCGUCAUCAGCUGGCAGCAGCUGUUAAGGAGAGAUCGAGAGAAGAGAGACGCAUGGUGGAUUUGUGCAGAAGUGCAGAGAUGGAUAGAAAAGAGAGAGAGAAAGAUGAACGAAUGAAGAGGAAAGAGAUGAAGACGGCACAAGCCAAGAAACAAGCUGAUCAGAUUGAGUGCAUCGAGAACUACUACAGAAAUCAAUACGCCAUACUGUUGGAGGAGAUGGACAAGAGGAAGAACUCACCUUCCAACAAAAUCCAACAAGACAAGCUACUCCGAGAAAUGAAGCAAGAGUUACGACGGGACGUCGAAUGCCAGAUGUAUCAGCAGGAAGAAAAAUUUCUGAGAAACAGCAGGAGGGCCCACUCGAGCGAGAAUAAAGAAAAACCACGUCACUACCACACACACCAUCAUCGGACGAAGGCUUCAAUAGCUGCCGGCGUCUCCUCAUCAGACGCUGUGGCCGCUACUCUCGAUUGCGGUGGCAAGUGUCGUACCACCAAUCGACACGUUCUCGAUAGGGAAUCAUACCACUACAACUACAAUACCAAUUACAACAACAACAAAAACACUCAAAAUGGACAUUGGAAAUCUCAAUGCUUACCCCACUUAGGCUGUUGGUGCAUACACAAACCAUGA